Hypomesus transpacificus is the source of this 1239-nucleotide messenger RNA. RefSeq names its product sonic hedgehog signaling molecule b (gene shhb). Gene Ontology annotation, biological process: multicellular organism development; protein autoprocessing; cell-cell signaling. The record is from RefSeq and is a predicted model, not a curated record. The transcript has 3 exons. Gene Ontology annotation, molecular function: patched binding; calcium ion binding. Lineage: Eukaryota; Metazoa; Chordata; Actinopteri; Osmeriformes; Osmeridae. The coding region runs from base 1 to 1239 and encodes 412 amino acids.
AUGCUGAUCAUUUUAAGAAUAGCGCUCGUGGGAUUUGUCUGCCUGUUCCUAGCAUCCGCUGGGUCUGCCUGCGGUCCUGGCAGGGGGUAUGGGAAAAGGAGACAUCCGAAGAAGCUGAAGCCUCUGACAUACAAGCAGUUUAUUCCCAACGUGGCAGAGAAGACAUUAGGGGCAAGUGGCAAAUACGAAGGAAAGAUAACUAGGAACUCCGAGAGAUUUAAGGACUUGACUCCAAACUAUAACCCUGACAUUAUUUUCAAAGAUGAGGAAAACACUAACGCUGACAGACUUAUGACACAGAGAUGCAAGGACAAACUGAACUCUUUGGCUAUUUCAGUCAUGAAUCAGUGGCCAGGAGUACAGCUCCGCGUGACAGAAGCUUGGGAUGAGGAUGGACACCAUUCUGAAGAGUCCUUACAUUAUGAAGGGCGCGCGGUGGACAUCACCACGUCUGACCGGGACAGGAGCAAGUACGGGAUGUUGUGUCGGCUUGCAGUAGAGGCAGGGUUCGACUGGGUAUAUUAUGAGUCCAAAGCCCAUAUUCACUGUUCUGUGAAAGCAGAAAAUUCCGUGGCUGCCAAAUCAGGGGGCUGCUUCCCAGGAUUUGCUUCCGUUAUCCUCGAGGAUGGUCAGAGAAAGAUGGUGAAAGACUUGAAAGUUGGCAACAGAGUGUUGACAGCGGACGAUGAGGGAAAUAUUGUUUCCAGUGAAUUUCUCAUGUUUAUCGACCGGGAUCCAAAGACAAUAAGAGAAUUCUAUGUUUUCGAGACAGAGGAGCCGCGUAGUACACUAAGAUUAACUCCUGCACACCUUGUUUUCGUCACCAACAACGGCACAGGCAGCGACACAACAGCUGUGUUUGCCAGUAACGUAACACCUGGGCAAAAGGUGCUUGUGGUGGACGACGCUCUCGAACACCUGAAGGCAGUAACCGUGCAACGGAUUUUCGUAGAGGAAUAUGAGGGGUCUUAUGCCCCAGUAACCUCGCAUGGAACCAUCAUAAUAGACCAAGUUUUGGUUUCAUGUUACGCGGUGAUAGAGGACCACAAAUGGGCGCACUGGGCCUUUGCACCGGUCCGGGUUGUUCACGCGUUCAUGUUCUUAACUGGCCUAUUGAAGGAGCGCGAGUACCCUCCUACCAGAGAUGGAAUACACUGGUACUCGGACAUUCUAUACCACAUGGGAACAUGGCUGCUGGACAGCAACACUUUCCACCCUCUUGGAAUGUCGAAAAGUUGA